Messenger RNA from Vicia villosa (hairy vetch), 663 nucleotides. RefSeq names its product SEED MATURATION PROTEIN 1-like. The record is from RefSeq and is a predicted model, not a curated record. The transcript has a single exon. Lineage: Eukaryota; Viridiplantae; Streptophyta; Magnoliopsida; Fabales; Fabaceae. Gene Ontology annotation, biological process: seed dormancy process. Bases 24 to 338 code for a protein of 104 amino acids.
ACUUGAAUUAAUCAAUUACCACCAUGGCUAAAAGCAAAGAUGAUAUAAAAUAUGGAACAGCACAAGCAAAACUAUCACCAGAUGAAGCAUUGAGAGUAGCCUACAAGCAUGGCACACCACUUGAAGGAGGAAAAAUAUCACGUUCUGAAAGAGUGGAUUUGUUUUCAAGUGCACAAAAUAUUCCAAAGAGUGACCAACAACAACAAAGCUCAGAUUCUAAUCAGUCUCAGCUGCAACGUGAUGAUACAACAGGAGAAGGAGAUUGUACUGAUUUCACUACUGGAGCUCCUUGCUUGCCUGAAAAGAACAAACCUCCAACACUUGGUCAUAAGUUCUGAUGAUAAAAUAAGAAAGAUAAAUGUUAAUUAUAUUUUGCUCUAUGUAUAUUAAUUUUAACUUGUGUGUUUCCUUGCUAUAUGUGGCAUGCAUGGCAAAUAUCAUGUAGCGAUGUUGAAAACUUCUAUCAUACUCUUUAAUGUUGUGUAAGGUUGAGUUACAAAAGGUUAAAAAUAUAUAAAUAUUACUAGAAGCAUGUAGUUCGAAAUUGCAAGAGCCAAAAGGAGGGAAGCCUUAAAAUCGAAGCACUUUUUUUUCUUGAGUCUCAUAUUUGUAAGGGGCAACCCCAUUUUCUUCUUCUUUCGUAUGUAGUAUAACUUGAAGCAC